GAUAACUCCAGCAAGCUCGUCAUAGAAAAUAUAGUAAUGAGAAACAGUUCGGCGCGUCCUCGAUAAUUAUAUGGCUAUUCCAUUUUUGUUUUGUGUAUGCCAUCACAAGUAAUGUCAAAGAAGGUAAUUUUGACAACUUAGGUCGAAUCGCAUCGUUAGAAUACACGUUUUAGAGUCAAAAUUUGUUAUUGUGGUCUGAUGCUUUUGCCAACUUGCCAACAUUCAAUCAUGGUUAUGCUUGUAUUGCGAGUUAGAAUGAAAAGGAUUAUCAACUUUGUCUAUGGAAUUUUCCUUGUAGUAAGUUUGUAGAAUGUUACAAAUGCUUGACUUUAAUGUACUUCCGCGAUCUUUUAUUAGAAGAGGAAAACUCGCGAUUUGCAAAUUUGAUGCCGUAAUGAAUUCGCAUUCUUAAAAAAAGUUUGACCAAAUAUUGCAGUGUAAAUUGUGAACAUGUACGGAAUGGCACUGGUAUCAUGUUAAGACUCUUCAAGAUGCUCUUUCCAACAUUCAGAUUUUUGGUUGUGACUGAGAAGCAAUCCACGAAGGUGUCUUCAAGUUGCAUAAUGUAAUUUAAAUAGCACGAUGAAUGAGCAGUCAGCCCACCAAAGUUGAGUUCUUUAUAUGCCUUGAAAUAGCAAAGCAAAUUACCAUUAUUGUUGAUGUUAUUUGAAGUCAAAACGUUCUUACAUUGGAGACAGCUGUGGAUUUUGAAAGCUUUGCUUAGCAAAUAUCCUGAAACAUAGGCAACAGCAUUUUAGAGCAAUAAAUUGUUGCCAAUAUUUUGUUCUCGGUAGUCAUUUUCACCAAUCAACAGUGAGUUACUUGGAGCUUUUGCAUGGAACAGUUUCCUUUGGAAGAGGUCAAAAGUGAACUAAAAAAAACCUUUCGAAAAGCUCUGAUAAAUUGUAUUGGCGUAGGAUUGUCAGAAUUACCUCCUUGCUGGCGUAUUGUUCCAAAAAAAAUUCUCUAGAGCAUCUGUGUUUAAUCUUCUGUGUGGAACUAUUGACGCAAUCGAAAAGCGAAUCAAAUUUGAAAAGCAACUCAGCUGUACUCAAGGCUGGUGGUGGUUGUGCUCCAAUUGAUGAAUAUGUGCAAAUCGAUGUAGCAGCGGUGUGGCUGAAUAUUUGUGCAGCAUAUUUAACUUGAAAAUUAAUCUGAAAAUUAAUGCAGCGACAGCGAUGUAACGAACAUAACAAUAUAUAUAUAUAUUAAUAGAAGCAAGAGGACAAUUUUAUUUCCUUACAACGGAAUCAAUACUUUAAAUUAUCUAAAACAUGACAAAUAUAAGGAACAUAUAGUUAAGAGCAUCUGGAAGUUAGCUACAAUCAUACAAUAUAAGAAUUUUCCCAACACAAUAUGGCAUUGGCAUUAAAUACAAUUGCACAAGUUUGCAAUUUCUCAAUGAACAUUUAUCGAGUGUUCGGGAUAUGACUAAAUUUGUCUGAAUUCUAAAGCACCAAAUCCAAUGUCAUACGAAAUAUCUUUUUAGUGUAGCCUGUCCGUUGAUAAAUUUCACAUUGUUCCUUCUUGUUUCUGAUUUAAAGACGUUCGUUGAGCGCUUCUCCGCUUCCGUUCUUUACAAAUAAAUAAAUACGAAUAACCUUGACCACACGGCCACGGCACAGCAUUUCUCAUACAGGUCUCGAUAGAAUUGUACACAUUGGUUGUACAUGAAAAAGCAUAAAAAUAUGUUGAUUGUAUGUUCCCAUUUCAGCACAGCUUUGAUUUGGUCGUCUCAGGAUAAAUAUUUCAACUUUUCAAGUAAUAACGCCAAGAUUUUUGAGUUGUACACUGCUACCCUUAUUUAGUGUAGCAAGUUUAUCUUGCUGCCAACAUGGCGGAAGUGGCGCAUGCGCAUUAAAAUUUAGGACCGUAUUUUUCGCGAAGUGGCCCUUCUGUAUGUAUCUAUUCUGUGGCGGAGGUAUAAUCUUUUAACAAUGGCGGUCAAUGAUCUUUCUUUAGUUAAGGAUUGGAUAUACAUACUAUGCAUUCCAAUUCAAACUAUUUUGGCCAUAAUUACUUUGGUGUUUGUUCGGUUUUGGUGGGAAAAAAGUAAAAUACGCAAACAAGAAAGGGAAAAGGAAAUGCUGCGAGAAGAAGACAGGCAGCGAGCUGAUGCAGAAAAGAUCGCGGAAAAUUUGGGUGACCGUUUCUUCGAUGUGGAAAGCAAGUUCCAUAAGUUGAAAAAAAGUCUUGACAUAUUGCGUAUGCGUGAAAGGACGAUAGUUAAUGAUUUGAAAGAAUUUCAUGUUUUGGUAUACAUGUGUCGCAAAGAAAAUUGGGGAAAAUUUCAUCAUGAAUCUAUUGGAGAGGCUACAGAAUCAGACCCCAGGGAUGACCUACUUUCAGAUGUUAAAGAAAUAAUAAAGUUCAUCUUAGACCUGCGAAUUAAAUUAUAUUCUACUUUGAAAAAUCAAGCAUGCCCAGAUGAUAUCAAGAGUGAAUUUUCAAACAAAAUCAAUGAAAUGGGGGACUACGUGUACAAUUUUGUGCCAAAACAUCAACAAGAUAUUAUUGAAAAAGUGAAAAACUAUUUCGACCCAGCUCAGACUGAAAUAGGUAUUGAAAUGCAAUCUACCACAGGUGAAUCAAGCCAUUCACCCACUGCAAAUCAACCACCAAAGAUUUGUCCUGACAAUGCUGCAAUAGAAAAUGCAAUCCCGUACCUUAAAUAUUUCAAAUACCCAAAAUAUGGACAAGAGAUGACACUGGAAUUUACUAACAGUCAUUCCGACAUUUUGAAUCCCACUCGUCUAAUUGAAGAGGGGUUGAUAAAAGAAAAUGAUGAGGUGUUACGUGAAAUUAAUAAGCUUUGGAAAGUUAUCGGAGAUGAACCACCAGGUGGAGGAUUGUUGCAUUCCAUAAGAAUGAUAAAUUAUAAGCUUUGUACCGACAAGAAUAUUCUAAAUCAUCAGGAUUUUCUUGAAAAAUAUGAACGUCCAGUUGCCAAUUUCCGCAUGUUCAUUGAAGAUAUAAUUGAUAAUGAUAUGCCAACCUCUGAAAAUGCGAAGCUUUGUAAGAAUAUGUUAAGGGAUGUGGGUAGUAUUAGCAUUGAGCUUCUCAAAAGGCAGUACUUAUCCCUACGUAACAAAAGUAAAACGGUAGACGUGUUAGAAAAUAUAACGUUGGAACUUCAAAAACUAAUAUUUGAAAUAUCAGAAGGUCAUAGUUAAACAAAUGAUAGACCAGCAGUAACACGAUUAUAUAAUUAAUUAGUUGUAACUUUGCAUGAAAAAAAUGAGA
Messenger RNA from Xenia sp. Carnegie-2017, 3243 nucleotides. RefSeq lists its product as uncharacterized. The transcript has 3 exons. The record is from RefSeq and is a predicted model, not a curated record. The coding region runs from base 1938 to 3173 and encodes 411 amino acids. NCBI's taxonomy places the organism in Eukaryota, Metazoa, Cnidaria, Anthozoa, Malacalcyonacea, Xeniidae.